Messenger RNA from Equus quagga, 756 nucleotides. RefSeq names its product translation initiation factor IF-2-like. The transcript is spliced from 4 exons. Lineage: Eukaryota; Metazoa; Chordata; Mammalia; Perissodactyla; Equidae. Bases 1 to 699 code for a protein of 232 amino acids. The record is from RefSeq and is a predicted model, not a curated record.
AUGGGGAAGGGGGCGCCGGGGGCCAGGCGGCGGGGGCCGGGCCCGGGCGCGCUCUCCUGCCCUCCCUGGCGGUUCCCUGUGCCUGAAGACGCGGCGCCCGGAGCCCGCGAUCUGUCGCGAGGCGCAGAAGCUCCGCGGCCCACGUGCGACCGAGCCGCGUUUGUUUAUGGCGGACCCGCCUUCGGGCGGAGCACUGGGCCGCCGAGGCCCGGGGAGGGGGGGGGCGGGAGGGGGGAGGGACCGCGGCGGGGGCGGGGGCGGCGAAUCUCGCCUCCCGACCCCGCCGCGGCCCCGGAGUCACAGGCGCGCCUCCGCGCCGCUGUCUCCAGCGACUCUCCCAGGAGAGACCCGCGCGCUCCCGGGCUAGAGGAAGUCGCGGCCGGCGUGGAAGGCGGGUUUCCUGAGAGGUGUAUAUCCCAGAAUACACUCUGCCCUCCUGGGAGGAAAAGGCGACGCCUACGGCAGAGGGCCGUCCCGCAUCAGAGGUUCCAGGAGCGUCAAAGCCGGACUUCAGAUCUGAGCGGCGGCGGAGCCACGCUUGUGUGGUGUCCGCGCCCAUCUGGAGGCGGGUGGCGGGACCUCCUCGCCAGCGGCCCCCGCCCUGGGCCGAAGCCCGGCUUUGGCAGCAGCGGGUCACAAUCGGGGACAGGGGCGGCCGGAGGGGGCCCGAGCAUCAGGCUUCCUGGUCGCUACAGGUGACCAAGACCAACGCGGGCUCCUUCGCUUGAGUGAUCUGACGGAGGAGGCGAGUGUCCA